AUGCAACGAACAGCUAGAAGUUUUACUGGGGAAGUUUCACUGGCUCAAAGAGAGGAAGACUGGAUGUUAGAAGAAGAUGGGGGGAUGUAUCCAACACAACAGCUAGGGAUCUCUUACCGUGAGGCUCUAAAGCCUCGUACAAAAUGGGAAAAAAAGCGAGAACAGGAAAGAGAACAAGAAGAGCAAUGGGAUGGAAAUCUGUUGAUGUUGAAUGCACAAGAGCUCAUGGAAGGAGUGACUAUUACUAACACAGAAAGGGGCCCAAGGCUUGAUUUUUUUGAAAAAGAAAGAAGGAGAAUGGAGAUGAGGUGGCAAGAUUCCCUAAUCAUCAAACUUCUAGGAGGAACUCUGGGAUUCAUGCAGCUUAGGAGAAAGGUGAAGGCCAUGUGGGGAAAGUCUGGAAAUAUCGAUCUCUCAGAUAUAGGGAAUGGCUAUAUGAUAGCCACGUUCCAAUCUCGGGAUGACUACUUUUUUGCACUCGAAGGAGGACCCUGGCUUAUAGCUAAUCACUACCUAACUGUGCAAACUUGGAAGAGAAAUUUCAAUGUGUGGAAUGAGAAGAUACAGAAGAUAGCAGCGUGGGUUCGUCUGCCAGGACUGCCAGGAGACUACUAUGAUAAGAAAUUUUUCUAUAAUCUGGGUAACAAGAUAGGCACAGCCAUCAAAGUGGAUGAAAUGACUCUCCUGAGAGCAAGAACAAUGUAUGCCCGUAUGUGUGUCGAAAUUGAUCUAAACACUCCUAUGCUACCCUCAUAUACAGUAGAUGGAAAUGAGUUGAAGAUUGAAUACUAG
Messenger RNA from Neltuma alba, 792 nucleotides. RefSeq lists its product as uncharacterized. The record is from RefSeq and is a predicted model, not a curated record. Lineage: Eukaryota; Viridiplantae; Streptophyta; Magnoliopsida; Fabales; Fabaceae. The transcript has a single exon. Bases 1 to 792 code for a protein of 263 amino acids.